CUUGAGAGAGGAGCCUCUCUACUUUCACUGAACUCUGCCUCCUGCAACGGAGUUAACUGAGAAAGAGAGGGGGAUGGGCAGUUCAAGCAAAGAACUUUUGCAUUUGGUACACAAGAGUUCCUCCACUACCUCAUCCAAUGCUGUUCUCUAUCUCAGAUUUCGUGUUUUUCUCCCCAUGUGUACAGUUUUUCUAUUUUUCUUGCCGAAACUACACUUCUUUAUUGUAUGUAAAAGAGAAUCGCAAGAGUCACACCAUCAAACCGAGAAGCCCCCAACUGAUGGAAACUACGGACAUUCACAGAACUAUGAUAUUGAAGUGCUCGCUGGAAAUGAUUCAUCAGUCAUUGAAAUGGAUUUGAUGCUGGUGUGUAGCUGUGAAGGUGUAGCUGCUGCUUAAUCUGCAAUAGCUGGUGGGAUAUCGAGGAAAGUAAAGUGGUAGCAGGGAUGGUGUUAGGAACUCUUGCUUUUGAGAAACACAAAACUUCAUAGUCUGCGAAAUGAUAUGGUUCAGGUGCAUUAGGUGGAAAUGAUAGGUCAAAAAGAGCUGCUGAAAAUGGUCGAGAUGCCUUGAAACUUAUUUUGGCAGAGAAAAGCCUGGCUUCAGUAUGGAGGUGAGUUUACUGUGAUAUUAGAAUGUUCUUUAAGGUUAUAGUAUCAUCUAAAGGGUUUUCUUGUUUAGUACUGUUUAAACUGUUAUUUUUAUAUUUAAUUCUGAUUGUCAAGCA
Populus trichocarpa (black cottonwood) is the source of this 725-nucleotide messenger RNA. RefSeq lists its product as uncharacterized. Bases 74 to 397 code for a protein of 107 amino acids. Lineage: Eukaryota; Viridiplantae; Streptophyta; Magnoliopsida; Malpighiales; Salicaceae. The record is from RefSeq and is a predicted model, not a curated record. The transcript is spliced from 3 exons.